Lottia gigantea (owl limpet) is the source of this 750-nucleotide messenger RNA. RefSeq lists its product as hypothetical. The record is from RefSeq and is a predicted model, not a curated record. Lineage: Eukaryota; Metazoa; Mollusca; Gastropoda; Lottiidae. Gene Ontology annotation, molecular function: calcium ion binding. The transcript has 3 exons. Bases 1 to 750 code for a protein of 249 amino acids.
AUGGUAAACCGAGUAGCUGUUAUAUUUUGUGUUUAUCUCUGUGCUGUACACCAAGUGUAUUCAGCUAUCCUGACGAAUAUCAGAUCCGAGGCGGGAGUCUUGAGCCUGCUUGAGUUUCGUAAACAAUUUUAUAUUGUUGACUUUGAUGACAACAAUGUUUUAACGUACGAUAAUAUUCGAAGACAUGUUCUAUUAGUUGAUUUAAACAAUGAUGGUCAAGUUACGCAUGAAGAGUUACAGUCCAACCCAGAUACACCCAAAUAUCCUAUGGAAGUUUUCCGUGCAUUGGACAUAAAUAAUGACAACAUUCUUAAUUGUACUGAUAUCAGAGGUGUGUUUGAGUUGCUUCCCGGUACCGGAAAUGAGGUAGAUCUACAAGAAUUCUUGACGACCUUUUCGACUAGAAUGAAUGAAACAACUGGACCAGUAAUGAAGAUACAGUCUUUUGUACAGGCUGAUAGAGAUUUCAUGAUUAUAGAUGAAAAUGAUGAUAACAUUUUGACUAGAGAAGAAUUUCAAGUGGAUUUUACAGAAGCUGACGAAAAUAAGAAUGGACAAUUGGAAGAAUCAGAAGUACGUAACAUGUUCCCAAUGAGAAGUACUCCACCAGAAACCAUUUGUCCAAACAUCUCUGUAAGCUGUUCUGUUGAUGACGUGAUGCCUCUCUUCGAUGCAGCAGACAAGAAUCAAGAUUCCCAGCUCACCGUUGAUGAAUAUAUUCAACAUUUUGGACUCUUGAUUGAAAACUAA